Sitophilus oryzae (rice weevil) is the source of this 2298-nucleotide messenger RNA. RefSeq names its product ionotropic receptor 21a (gene Ir21a). Gene Ontology annotation, cellular component: membrane. Gene Ontology annotation, molecular function: ligand-gated monoatomic ion channel activity. The transcript is spliced from 8 exons. NCBI's taxonomy places the organism in Eukaryota, Metazoa, Arthropoda, Insecta, Coleoptera, Curculionidae. The coding region runs from base 1 to 2298 and encodes 765 amino acids. The record is from RefSeq and is a predicted model, not a curated record.
AUGAAGCUCGUGGUGUAUUUAACAUUUUUUCUUUAUUUUCAAUCAACCUUAAGUGAAAAGAGCCAUGCUAUAUCAAAGAGAGCUUUACAAAAGAGUCAUGAAAAAUCUCAUAUUCAAAAACUAUCAGAAAUGUUUCUUAAUCAGGAGUUUUACAACGAUAAGCAAUCUUUAAUCGAACUUCUAAAUUUCAUAGCUUAUAAUUACUUAUCUGGUUGCACAACAGUAAUUUUAUACGAUAAAUAUACAGAGAUUCAAGAAUAUGCAUUUCUAAAACACUUUUUAACGGGAUAUCCUUUAACUUACGUUAAUGCACAAAUAUCAACAAAUAACGAAACUUAUUUAAACAAAUUAAUAAACAAUAGACAAACCUGCGUUCAUUUUAUGGUAUUCGUACGAGAUGUUGUAGAAUGUAGAUCUGUUGUAGAAAAAAGACCUGAAAGAAUUGUAGUUGUAGCUGAAUCAUCACAAUGGAGAGUUCAAGAGUUCUUAGCCAGCGAUUAUUCACAAAACAUUGUGAAUUUGUUGGUUAUAGCAAGAUCCGACAAAUUUUCACAUCUAAAGGGUGAAGCUCCUUUUAUCUUAUACAGUCACAGAUUGUUCAUAGACGCAUUAGGAUCUAGCCAACCCAUAAUACUGACCUCGUGGUCGGGCGGAAACUUCUCAAGAUAUGUGAAUUUAUUUGAAAGAAAAAUGUCCAAAGGGUUUUCUGGUCACAGAUUUAUUAUAUCGGUAGCAAAUCAACCGCCAUACAUUAUAAAAAAAAAACGUAACGAAUAUGACGAAUUUCAGUAUGAUGGAAUUGAAGUCAAGCUUGUAGAACUACUUUCAGAGAUGUACAAUUUUAGUACGGACUACAAAGAAGCUAGUGAUACAAAAAUUCUUGGAUCUGCUGAUGCAGUAAUGAAAUCCUUAAAAUCUGGGAACAUUAACCUGGGACUUGCUGGAUUAUUUAUAACUCAAGAUCGCUAUAACAAUGCCGGCAUCUUUCAUUGGCACUCUGAAGAUUGUGCUGCAUUUAUAUCAUUAGCUUCUACAGCACUACCUAGGUAUCGAGCUAUAAUGGGCCCAUUUCGUUGGACAGUAUGGUUAUGUCUAAUUAUAGUCUACUUUGGGGCAGUAUUUCUGUUUUCGUAUUCAGAUAAAAUGACUUUGCGGCAUUUAAUCAGAAACCCAGAAGAGAUUGAGAAUAUGUUCUGGUAUGUUUUUGGAACAUUUACAAAUUGUUUUACGUUUAUGGGAAGAAAAUCAUGGACCAAAGCUGAGAAAAAUACCACAAAGUUACUGGUGGGAGUGUAUUGGAUUUUUACUAUAAUUAUAACAGCAUGUUAUACAGGCUCGAUUAUAGCCUUCGUAACAUUGCCUGUAUUUCCUACAGUAAUAAACACAGUAGAUCAGCUUUUAAAUGGUCGAUUUCAAAUUGGUAUACUAGAUAAAAGUGGAUGGCCCAACUGGUUCUUAAAUGUUACUGAUGUGGCUAGCCAAAAACUAAUGAAAAAAGUCGACUAUGUUCCUGAUACAGAAAGUGGUUUGAAAAAUGUCACUAAAGCUUUCUUCUGGCCUUACGCUUAUUUGGCAUCUCGCGAGGAACUUUCUUACAUAGUAAAAUCAAACUUUUCAGUGGGAAGUAAAAAGUCUUUGCUACAUAUUAGCCAACAGUGUUUCGUUCCAUACAAAGUAGGAAUGUUGUUACCAAAAUUCUCAGUUUAUAGCGAAAUUUUUGGACAUGGCGUGCAACAAAUUAUUCAGUCAGGAAUAAUGAUAAAAAUAAAAAAUGAUAUCGAGUGGAAUAUACUAAAAUCAGCAACGGGAAAGCUUCUGGCAGCUAACACGAAAGGAGGAGGUUUAAAACUUUUAACCUACGAAGAUCGAGCUUUAACUCUGGACGAUACCCAAGGGAUGUUUCUAUUACUUGGAGCAGGAUUUUUAGUUGGUUUCGGAAUACUUUUAUCAGAAAUAUUCGGUGGUUGUUUCAAUUUAUGCAAAAAAACGAGCAGAUCCGGUCUAAGCUCAGCCUCAACUUUUAUUUCCAACUAUGCCAAUCCCAGUUCUGUACAAGACCAAAGAGAUAGCUCGAAAAAAAGUGUCCUUCGACGCUGUUCCCUUAUUUUAACUCAAAAACGCCUUGAAACCAAACCAACAAAUUUGGAAAACUCAUUUGGGGAUGUUGUCAAUUUUUCUGAUAAUAUGAGCAUAAGCAAUUCAGCAAGAAAUAUUAAAUCAGCUCUAGAACACGAAAGAAGUAUUUUUGAGCGCCCAUUUUUUGAAAAAAGAAGCAAAUCGUAUAGUGAUGCAAUAUAA